This is a messenger RNA of Elgaria multicarinata webbii, 4243 nucleotides long. It is a transcript of the gene PHKA2, whose product is annotated as phosphorylase kinase regulatory subunit alpha 2. NCBI's taxonomy places the organism in Eukaryota, Metazoa, Chordata, Lepidosauria, Squamata, Anguidae. Gene Ontology annotation, cellular component: phosphorylase kinase complex. Gene Ontology annotation, biological process: glycogen metabolic process. The coding region runs from base 514 to 4224 and encodes 1236 amino acids. The transcript is spliced from 34 exons. Gene Ontology annotation, molecular function: calmodulin binding. The record is from RefSeq and is a predicted model, not a curated record.
CAAUCUAAUAAAGUGGAAGAAACGUUUUCUCAGGCCCCUACGGCGCGUGCCUGAAUGCAACCUCACCUAGGAAGCCAUCCGCCGAAGGAGCAGCUUCCCCCAAGCGAGGGCCGAGGAGGCUCUGUUCGUUCUCGCUACUACCCGGGUCUCCCAUGCCGGGAGUAACAGCCUUUUCUGCCAGGAGGGGCAAGAGCGGUUGUGCAGCCAAAGGGGUUUUCUUGUUGCGGGAAGGCAGAGCGUUCCCUUCCUUCUGAACAGCCCGGAGGCGUAAAUCAUCGCCCACCCAGCACUGCCACCCUGGAGAAUGGGAGCCGGCGGAGCUCCUUGGCAGCUCCUCUGUUUGUUUUGGAACAAAGAUGCUUGCUGCUAGCAAGAGUUACAGUUCAGACUGCUGAUGGAUGAAUGAGCUGCAAAUACUAAAGGCUGAGAGAGAUCGAGAGAUCGAGAGAGAGAUCGAAGGGCUACUCCAGCCAUCCACGCUUUUCUCCUUGAAGAAUUUUGGACAUCGUGGAGAUGAGGAGCCGGAGCAACUCUGGAGUCCGUUUAGAUGGCUACUCUCGGCUUGUUCAACAGACCAUUUUGAAUCACCAGAAUCCUGUUACGGGACUGCUCUCUGCCAGCACAGAACAAAAGGAUGCUUGGGUACGUGAUAACAUAUAUAGCAUUCUGGCUGUGUGGGGCCUGGGGAUGGCCUACAGGAAGAAUGCAGAUCGGGAUGAAGAUAAAGCCAAAGCCUAUGAAUUAGAGCAGAAUGUUGUGAAACUGAUGCGGGGACUUCUGCAAUGUAUGAUGAGACAGGUAGAUAAGGUUGAAAAGUUCAAGCACACACAGAGUACCAAGGAUUGCCUGCAUGCCAAAUAUAAUACAGCCACUUGUGGUACAGUAGUUGGAGAUGAUGAGUGGGGACAUCUACAAGUAGAUGCAACUUCGCUUUACCUUCUCUUCCUGGCUCAGAUGACAGCAUCAGGAUUGCGUAUUGUAUUCACCCUUGAUGAAGUUGCCUUUAUACAGAAUCUUGUGUUUUACAUAGAGGCUGCCUACAAAGUAGCUGAUUAUGGCAUGUGGGAACGUGGUGAUAAGACCAAUCAGGGCAUCCCCGAACUAAAUGCAAGCUCUGUGGGAAUAGCAAAGGCUGCACUGGAAGCAAUUGAUGAAUUGGACCUUUUUGGAGCUGGAGGAGGACACAAGUCAGUUAUUCAUGUCCUUCCAGAUGAAGUUGAACAUUGUCAGUCUAUUCUAUACUCCAUGUUGCCAAGAGCAUCUACAUCAAAAGAGAUUGAUGCUGGACUUUUGUCCAUUAUUUCUUAUCCAGCCUUUGCCGUGGAGGAUAUGAACGUUGUUAAUGCAACAAAAAAUGAAAUUAUCACCAAACUGCAAGGUCGGUAUGGCUGCUGUCGUUUCAUUCGAGAUGGCUAUAAAACACCAAGAGAGGAUCCAAACAGAUUACACUAUGAUCCCGCUGAGCUCAAGUUAUUUGAGAACAUAGAGUGUGAGUGGCCUGUAUUCUGGACAUAUUUUCUAAUCGAUGGAGUGUUCAAUGGAGACAGGAUUCAGGUGCAAGAAUACAGAGAAGCCUUGGAAGGGAUACUCAUUAGAAAAAAGAACGGGAUUCUUCUGAUGCCAGAACUGUAUGCUGUUCCUCCAGAUAAGGUGAAUGAAGAGUAUGAGAACCCACACACAGUGGAUCGUGUUGCAGCUGGAAAGCUUCCUCAUCUCUGGGGACAGUCAUUAUACAUUCUCAGUGCUCUCCUAGCAGAGGGAUUUCUAGCUACUGGUGAAAUUGAUCCCUUAAACAGAAGAUUUUCAACUGCUUUUAAGCCCGAUGUUGUUGUGCAAGUAAAUGUCCUAGCAGAGACAAACGAGAUUAAGAAACUCUUGAGACAUCACGGAAUCAACGUUCAGAGCAUUGCUGACAUUAAUCCAACUAGAGUGCAGCCGGCGCGGAUACUGAGCAGUCUCUAUGCCAAGCUUGGCCGCAACAAGAGCAUGAAACUAAGUGGGAGACCUUACCGACAUAUUGGUGUCCUGGGAACAUCCAAAUUAUAUGUUAUAAGAAAUCAGACCUUUACUUUUACCCCUCAGUUUACAGAUCAGCAUCACUUUUAUUUGGCUUUAGACAAUCGGAUGAUUGUGGAGAUGUUACGAACAGAGUUGGCAUAUCUCACCUCCUGUUGGAGGAUGACAGGGAGACCAACCCUCACUUUCCCAAUUACCAAUACAAUGCUUAUUGAUGAUGGCUCUGACAUUGAUCCAGCAAUUCUUGCCACUGUAAGAAAACUUGGGGAUGGAUACUUUGGAGGGGCUAGGGUUAAGUUGGGCAAACUUUCGGACUUCCUGACUACUUCCUUCUAUACAAAUCUCAGCUUUCUUGAUCCUGAUUGUGAUGGGAAACUAUUUGAUGAUGAUAGUGAGGGCUAUUCUAGUCCUGAAAGUGGCUAUGAACUCGAAGAUUAUGCAGACUUCUGUGACAAAGAAAGCCAGGAUGAAUUGGACCAGUAUAUAAACAGUAUGUUACAGAGCACGGCUCUUAAAUCGUACUUACCUCCCAUCACAAAAACCUCUGGCUCACCGUAUGUGUUUAGUGCUGCUCAUUCCACUAGAGAAAUACUGUCUAUCAUGGCCAAGGCUAAGGGACUGGAUAUACCAAAUGUUUCAAUGUCUUUGCCUACAAAGGUUUUAAACACCCACCGGAAAUCUCUGAACCUUGUUGACUCCCCAAAUCCAGUAGUGGACAAGGAGCCAGAGGCUGUUCUUCGUUUGCCCAAGGAUGCUCAUGGAGAUUUGGACUGUGAGAAAUUAGUUGGACAGCUAAAGGAAUGCCCUACUUUACAUGACCAGGCAGAUAUAUUAUACAUCUUGUAUCUAAUAAAAGGUCUCGACUGGGAAACGCAGCUCUAUGGCCAGUGUGGAAUCACAGUUCACUGUCUUCUCAAUGAGCUCUACAGCAAAGCAGGCCAGAAUCAAGAAUGGGGAUUGAUCCGCUACAUAUCUGGCAUACUCAAAAAAAGAGUAGAAGUCCUGGCUGAGGCAUGCACAGAUCUUCUGUCGCACCAGAAGCAGCUUACCGUUGGCCUGCCACCAGAGCCUCGUGAAAAAACAAUCACAGCGCCUUUGCCCCCUGAGGAGCUGACAAAACUCAUUUAUGAAGCCAGUGGCCAAGACAUCAGCAUUGCUGUUCUUACGCAGGAAAUCAUUGUGUACUUGGCUAUGUAUGUCCGGUCACAGCCCAGCCUCUUUGCAGAGAUGCUCAGACUCCGCAUUGGACUCAUUAUUCAAGUGAUGGCCACAGAACUCGCUCGGAGCUUGAAUUGCUCAGGUGAAGAAGCCUCUGAAAGCUUAAUGAAUCUAAGCCCCUUUGAUAUGAAAAACCUGCUUCAUCAUAUUCUCAGCGGGAAAGAGUUUGGAGUCGAAAGGAGCAUGCGUCCCCUUGAUUCCUGUACAUCGAGCCCUGCUAUAUCUAUUCAUGAAGUGGGUCAUACAGGAGCAACUAAAACAGAACGAAGUGGCAUUACUAGGCUGAAGAGCGAGAUGAAACAGAGACAUAGGAGACUAAGUAGUAAUGAACAGUUCUUCUAUGGGGGCCAUUCCACAUCCAGCAGCAUGCACUCUUCCAGGUCCAUGAGAUGUAGUAGCCCGUCUUCUCCUACCAGUACGUCGUCACUUACAGGAUCUGGUGGACACUGUAUUAGUUGGGGAGAUCGACAAGGCCAGUGGCUUCGCAGGAGGCGGCUGGAUGGUGCUAUUAACCGAGUCCCUGUGGGUUUCUAUCCAAAAGUAUGGAAGAUCCUUCAGAAGUGUCAUGGCCUUUCCAUUGAUGGCUAUGUCCUUCCGUCUUCAACGACAAGGGAGAUGACUGCUUGUGAAAUCAAGUUUGCUGUCCAUGUAGAGUCAGUGCUGAACCAUGUACCCCAGCCAGAAUACAGGCAACUGCUGGUGGAGGCCAUCCUUGUACUUACACUGCUGUCAGAAAUAGAGGUGAACAGCAUUGGGGGUAUCAUUCAUGUGGAUCGGAUAGUGCACAUAGCAAAUGAUCUCUUCCUUCAGGAACAGAAAUCCCUUGGAGCAACUGAUGGCUUCUUGGAACAAGACCUAGGCACUGGUAUCUGCUACUUUUUCUAUGAUAGUGCCCCAAGCGGUGCUUAUGGAACUAUGACUUACCUCACAAAAGCGGUGGCAAGUUACCUGCACGAAUUUCUUCCAAGCACAGGUUGCCUGAUGCAAUAAACUGCCUAAAAUACAAAAA